UCACAAAAUAUGGAGGCGAGCUACACAAUGGUAACCUGAGAGAAAGAAAAAAGAAAAGAAAAAUGAAAAUACCUAAAAGAAAACUUUUCCUUCUGAUUAUCUUUGCGUAUGUGGCAUUUUCACUUUAUGCUGCAUACAAUGUCUUCUUCAGCACCAAAGUAAUCUCUCGCGUUCACAGGGUGGUGAAGAAAGAGACAGGAGCACCCUCAGGUGGUGUCAGAGAUGGCGGCGCUGCUCCAUUUCUAGCAGAUGAUUGGAAUCCGUGGGAGGAUGAGCAGGUGGAGUACAACUCGGCUCUCAAUAAAAAGAGAGAGGCCUUCAAACAGCACCUGGGUCGAAUUGACAAGAACAAACCCAAAAGAUACAGGGUCCAAAUCUGGGGGAAAGCUGCCAUAGGGCUUUACCUUUGGGAGCAUAUUUUAGAGGGACCCCUCAACCCUACUGACAAGGUGGCACAGUGGAGAGAGGGAGAGCUGCAGUCAGGAAAGAUUGAUUUCAGUUUCUACACAGGCCCUGCUGUGGUCCAGGGUCAUGUCCCUCUGGAUAUGAACAGCCUUGUUUUGGUUCUGAACGGCCGUGAGCAGCAGAAGGUCUCUUACUCCACAAGGUGGCUGGAACAUGUCCAAGCUAUGGUGCAGUCCCACACAGUGUCACACGUGGCUGUGGUCCUGCUGGGCAAUGAGCACUGCAACAACGACUGGAUCGGCCCCUACUUGAAGAGAAAUGGUGGCUUUGUGGAGCUGCUGUUUGUGGUGUACGACAGCCCCUGGGUCAACGACAAGGAUGUCUUCCAGUGGCCUCUUGGUGUUGCCACAUACAGGCAAUUUCCUAUGAUCAGACCCAAUGCCCAACUGAUCACCUCCAACAGACCAUACCUCUGCAAUUUCCUCGGAACUGUUUACAAGAAUUCAUCCAGAGAAACUCUCAUGCAGGUGCUGAAACAGUCUGGCCUGGAUCAGGAAUGCAUCACCACUGCCAGGGAGAAGUGGCUCCCUCAGGAGACAGCAGACAGUCUGAGACGCUAUCAGACAGCUUUGGCCCAGAGUGAGCUCACUCUCUGCCCAGUCGGGAUCAACACAGAGUGCUACCGCAUCUAUGAGGCCUGCUCUUAUGGCUCCGUGCCUGUGGUGGAAGAUGUACUGACACCUGGGACCUGUGCAGCCGGGCCCAGCUCCCCCCUUCGUCUCCUCAAAGCCGCAGGAGCACCCUUCAUCUUCAUCAGUGACUGGAAAGAACUGCCGGCCAUCUUGGAGAGGGAGAGGGGCAUGAGCCAGGAGCAGAGGGUGGACAGGAGGAGGAGGCUGUUGGAGUGGUAUGCCAGCUUCCGUCAGCAGAUGAAGGAGAGGUUCACUGAGGUCAUCGAGGAAACUUUCUUCAAAAGCGGCUGACCAUGGUGCUUAAUGAACAAACCUUUAAAAGAUGAAUAGGGGCAGAUGUUCCAUAUUGAUUUAAUUUAUUUUGUGGAGAAAUGUGAAAUACUACUGGUGUAGUGAUCCUGAUUAUGUUCAGUGUAAUAUUCCUGUGCAGGUUAUUGUAAAACUAUUUAUGUGUAGUCAAGUGUUGAGGCUGCCAUGACUAGUCAGUAAAGGGCCCCAUGACAUGACUGUAUAUUUAUCAUUUUAAUGUUUACAACAGUGGAAUGUCCAGGUGUUUUAGAAUAAUAAAUGAGACAGUAAACUGCCUUUCCAUAUAUUAUAUUAUUUCAACUGUGUUUUAUAUCUCUGUUUGUAUGCACUUAAUAUUGUGAUUUUUAGGAAACACUAAACAGUAGGUGUAGAAUAAGACAAUGUGUUUUUACACCUUGUUUGAACAUGGUAUAUACAGCUGGUUUGUACUGAAAAUGGAUGUAGUUGCUGUAGCAUGUGUUACUUUUCUGAUCAAAACGCAACAAAACAUUUUUUUCGUUGUUCUGUUUAUUCCAGUGCUGUUCUGCAUGGAUUUGUAAAGAAAGUGCAAUAAAGUAAAUUGCAGUGUGGUCCUGAAGAGAAAUCAGUGGAUAUACGUUUGUGCUUUUAUUUGCCCAGCAGAUGGCGCUGUGGACCAGUUACCUCUCAGUGGAUGGACUGAUCGGUUGACAAGAGAAGAGUUAGGAAAAAAAAUAAAGCGGAA
Molecule: messenger RNA, 2109 nt
Organism: Chelmon rostratus (copperband butterflyfish)
Lineage: Eukaryota; Metazoa; Chordata; Actinopteri; Chaetodontiformes; Chaetodontidae
Gene: rxylt1
Product: ribitol xylosyltransferase 1
Exons: 6
Coding region: 63-1388 (441 amino acids)
Biological process (GO): protein O-linked glycosylation via mannose
Cellular component (GO): Golgi apparatus
Molecular function (GO): ribitol beta-1,4-xylosyltransferase activity
Source: RefSeq, a predicted model, not a curated record